AUGGAAGCUGACUCUGAUAAGGAAAAAAUGGUGAUUCGGGACAUUUUUCUCCGUCGACUUGCCACCCUGAAGCAUGGAGAGAAGUGUGAUUCAGAAAAACAGUUAUAUCUUGAUAAUCCACCACUAGCAAAAGAUAGCUUCACAUGGGUCGAUCCAAAACCUAAAGAUGUUCAACAGUGGCAACUUUACUUACUUCAGGAUGAUAAACCAAUUUGCAAUUAUGUUCAAUUUCUAAGAUGCGAUGAGAAAAAUAUGCUGUGUAGAUGCAAGAAAGAAUUUGAUCCACUCCAAGACCGGAAACGUUUUACUCCUCCGUUUUCACCUGCAUGUGUUUCCGGUGCAGAAUGCAAAGCAAUGCCGCUAUUUUUCAUGAAGCAAUGUUGGUGUCCGGAGGGGAAGAUAUGUGGGAACAGUUCGUCAACCUCCACGUUCAAUCCCUCGACAAUUAAAAAUUUGACAUCCACAAUUCAAAAGAGAUUCACGCUUAAUUUGGGUGAAAGUUGUGAUCCAGAGGCUCAUUCAGUAUUAUUAGAUCCGAAAGAUUCUGAGGUGCGAGACUAUAACCUUCGAGUUUCAACACUCCAAAAACUAAUCGUUUCUCGACCAUCCGUUCAUUUUUGCAAUCUGGACAAAUUCUUAAAUUGUUCAUCUUCAAAAAAAUGCGAGUGUUUCCACCAACUAGUGGAACAGGAAGGAAUAUGUCGCUCACGUAACCUGGAUCAAUGUGAAUCCACUUUUCCUUACGGAACAAGUCUCUACCCAAGUGGACCUCAAUUAUGGAAAAUUGAACAAAUCUUCCAAAAGUCUUUCAGCCCUCAAUGUGUCAAAAAUGCUGGUUGUGGGAAUGAUAAAAUGAUUGGGAAAUGUGUGUGCAAAAAUGGAAAAGCUGGGCCCUUGUGUAAAGAUCCUAAAUCGGUGUUUGCCUCAGUUCUCAAUCCGUCUCACAUUCAAGGCUACAACGAAGAUGGAAAAAUUAAUAAAGUAUUUUAUAAUUUGAACUUUUUCACCUACAAAAUGGAAGAAUUAAUGACAUUAACUUAUGGAGACGAAUGCAAUCCUAAAUUUGGCUUCAUGGUUGAGAGGAUUCAAUCAUUUUACCGAGAUAUUGGAAGUAGUGAGGAUAUUGCUAAAGGCAAGACGUUGUAUCAGUAUAAAAAGGCAACAAAAUGGGUCGAGUAUUUGCUUAAAAGUGGUGUAACAGAACUCUGCAACCAAUUUCACGGUCUAAGUUGUCACCCCAUCUCAAAAAAAUGCUACUGCCCGUCCACACACGAAUAUGAGGAUAAAAUUUGCAAACUUCGACCCAACGAGGAAUGUGAUCCGAAUCCCCAAGCUAGUUGGAUUUCAGUCUGUCGUAAAAAUUCUCACUGUCUCCCAGCCACAUCCACGACUAAGAGCAGUUGUCAGUGUUUGGAGGGUUGGAGUGGACCUGAUUGCCAAACCCCCUCUAGAAACAAUGGACGACAUACGGGCGUGGAAACUUGUGAGAAUAAUGUCACCAUGAAUUUAAAUGGGGUCAUUAUCUCAGAAUGUUUAGAUGGUCUCGUCGAAUUUGAAGACAAUAUUCCUCUUCCACCCGAACCAAACUUAUUCUCUGACUUUGCCACCAUGCUAGACAGGAUUUUAAAUCAUCGAAAUUUACCCAUGGACUCGAAAUGUGAUCCAGAUCAAGAGACACAGUUCACAAAACUUUUCCCAACGCUGCCUCAUUUUAAGCAGGAUGAUUACGAAUCUCUCCCUCAAGGGAAAUUGUUGACCUACAGCGAGUUACGCAGGAUUGAAAGGAAUGUGGGUGCAAAAUUUUGUGACAGGAAAAAGUAUUUAGUUUGUAAUGGUGAGAGUGGAAGGUGUGAUUGCAAUUUGAAUGUGUACGUUAAAGAGGGGUUGAAAUGUAGAUUAAGGGAGGGGAAAUUUUGUGGGGAGAUUGGAACUGUGUAUGAAAGGGGGGUGGAACUUCCUUUGUGUGAAAAGGGAACAAAGUGUCGAAAGCUGGGAUUUGGCGUUCAUACGUGUGUACAUGUUGCGACGGAGGAUGAGGUCUUUUAA
Molecule: messenger RNA, 2046 nt
Organism: Folsomia candida
Lineage: Eukaryota; Metazoa; Arthropoda; Collembola; Entomobryomorpha; Isotomidae
Exons: 4
Coding region: 1-2046 (681 amino acids)
Source: RefSeq, a predicted model, not a curated record